Tupaia belangeri chinensis (Chinese tree shrew) is the source of this 1677-nucleotide messenger RNA. It is a transcript of the gene KCNK17, whose product is annotated as potassium two pore domain channel subfamily K member 17. Gene Ontology annotation, cellular component: plasma membrane. The coding region runs from base 248 to 1231 and encodes 327 amino acids. The transcript is spliced from 5 exons. Gene Ontology annotation, molecular function: potassium ion leak channel activity; outward rectifier potassium channel activity. Lineage: Eukaryota; Metazoa; Chordata; Mammalia; Scandentia; Tupaiidae. The record is from RefSeq and is a predicted model, not a curated record. Gene Ontology annotation, biological process: stabilization of membrane potential; potassium ion transmembrane transport.
AGCAGCCCUCUCCUCUCGGGUCCAGGCCUGGGGGUGGGCACUCCACACAUGUUUGAGGCGGGGCCAGAUGUCCACGGCUCAGUCCCUUUUUGUUCCCGGGAUUGGAUCUCCAGGCGGGUGGGGCAGGGCUGUCCGAUUCCCCAGCACUCCCCCUCUCCGGAGCGUUUGCUCAAGAAGGGACUAGCUGGGCUUCUGGCCAUUCAUUUCUGCCUGGGCCCUUGUCCAGCGCUCCGGCUGCAGUCCAGCUAUGCACGGCCUGCGAUCCUGGGCGGCGCCCGCGUGCGGGGCCCGGGGCUGCGUGGUGCCCAACACCGUGCUCCUGCUGCUCGUCUACCUGGCUUACCUGGCGCUGGGCACCGGCGUGUUCUGGGCGCUGGAAGGGCCCGCCGCGCAGGACUCCAGCCGCAGCUUCCAGCGGGACAAGUGGGAGCUGCUGCGGAACUACACGUGUCUGGAUGGCCCCGCGCUGGACUCGCUGAUCCGGGACAUCGUCCGAGCAUACAGGAAUGGAGCCAGCCUCUUGGGCAACACCACCAGCAUGGGACGCUGGGAGCUCGUGGGCUCCUUCUUCUUCUCCGUGUCUACCAUCACCACGAUCGGCUAUGGCAACCUGAGCCCCCACACAAUGCCUGCACGCCUCUUCUGCAUCUUCUUUGCUCUUGUGGGGAUCCCGCUCAACCUCGUGGUGCUCAACCGACUGGGCCAUCUCAUGCAGCGGGGAGUACACAGCUGUGCCCGCAGGCUAGGGGGCACCUGGCAGGACCCUGCCAAGGCUAAGUGGCUGGCAGGCUCCGGCGCCCUGCUCUCUGGCCUCCUGCUUUUCCUGCUGCUCCCGCCGCUGCUCUUCUCACUCAUGGAGGGCUGGACCUACUUGGAGGGCUUCUACUUUGCCUUCAUCACCCUCAGCACCGUGGGCUUCGGGGACUACGUGAUUGGGAUGAAACCCUCCCGGAAGUACCCCCUGUGGUACAAGAACACAGUGUCCCUGUGGAUCCUCUUUGGGAUGGCGUGGCUAGCCCUGAUCAUCAAGCUGAUCCUCUCCCUGCUGGAGACCCCAGGUGGCGCGUGCUCCUGCCACCACCACAGCUCCAAGUCCCGAAGCUGGAAGCAGGGCCCAGAUAGGGAGCUGGAGUUCUGCUCGUCACAGCGAGACUGCCAUCCAGAGCCUACGGGAGUCACACAGCACCUGGAACCCUCUACCCAGGUCACACACUGUGGCGAGGACUCCUAGUUAUACCCUGGUAUGUGCUUACUCUUCCUCCUCAGUACCAACACCCCGGUUUUGAGUUGCCACAUGAUCACUCAGACUAAAGACUACUUUUUCAUCCUCCCUUGAGGGUAGGUGCAGCUAUAUGAUAAGUCUACCCAAUAGGAUAUACAAAGAUAUAUCCUGUGUGAAUUAUGGUAUAUGACUUGUGGAACGGGAGGCCGGCAGGCACCCCCCUCUUCUACACUUCCUUCCUCUAGUUGGCUUUAAUGCUGAUAUGAUGGGUGGAGCUCUGGCAGCCAUAUUGCACCUUGAGGUAGAGGCCAUGUUUGGGAUUGGUGGAUUGGUGGCACAAUAAAAUGGAAAGAGCCUGGAUCCCUAAUGAUCACAGAGCCAUCGUAACAAACCUGGACUAAGUACCACCUGAUUUUGUUUAUGUGAGAGAAAUAAAUGUCUUAUUUAACACACUA